AUGUGGCACCUCGCGACUGUGAACAGUCCCUAUACACUCUGGUGUAGCGAUGGAAAGCCUAUUGACGCGAUUCGAGGCGGCGUUGGCGAGUCCUCGAGAUUCAUUGUUGAUGGGCAAGGGUUUCUGGAUAUUACUGAGUUGAAGGUCAUGGGAGAAGAGGCAGAAUGGAUCCUGAUUGACUCAAGACUAAAUUCAACAGACGAGGAGAUUGCCUCUGUUUUUAAUGUCAACGGCCUGAGACUAUGGAAAGGCCUUGAUCAUGAACCAUCCGACCUAUCUCUGGCCCUCCAUCUUGAGAUAGAAACGAACGGAAAAUUCAACUUGUUCAUGAUAUCAAAUACUGAAGAUUCCACGGGUCGUAUAGAAGAACAGACCAGUUCCACACCAUUGCUCGACCUCACACUCUCUUCACAGCAUAUGGCCAGUGGAGACUUGAAACCACUACCCCAAGUGUCAGCACUCGACGCAGCCUUCUUUGACUCCAUGAUCACCGACAAGCUCGUACCAUACCCCGAAAUCGGCGAUGCCCCGGGAAAGAGCGAAGACGAGAUUCGCGCACUAGGACAACAGUUAUUCCCAUUCUCCCCAUACUCCUUCCAACUCGCCAUGGCCGUCUAUGACUGGACAACAGCCUCAUUCAGCCGUAUGGUUCUAUUAAACAUGUUUCAAUACACAGCUCUUGAACUCCAGCACACUACUCCCCGGGAUCAGCAAAGCAUCGCAAAAGCAAUCUGGACAAGCAACUGGGGUUCCUUCACAGCCCAGGAUCCCCACUUCAUGGCCUCAUUUAUGAUGAAGCCCGCAUGGACCCAGUUGGAAGUCGAGUUGCAGCUGUUACAUAUACGCGCAAAACUGGAGAAAGCUGUUGAGGUCGAGAAUCGGCUACUAUCCGCUGCUAUGGAGUCAUUGCCGCGUACUUCGAUCUUGUCUAAACCGCACUUGUUCAGCGGACAGCUGGAUCUCUCUCAGCUGGACAUUGGGGAUUUUGCAAUAUCGUUUAGGGAAUGUCCUUCGAAUAAAGGUCCUAUCUUCCAGCCUCUGAGGCAUGAUUUGGCGAAGGCGACUUCUACUUACCUCGCGGAGGGUAAGGUUGUCACGACGAAAGUCACCUGGAGCUUCACGGAUAGCAUUGAUGAGGCAAUGCAUUAUUCGAAUGGGAUCAUUCUUGUGGCGGACUUCUCGGAUGACUCUCGUGUUUGGGAAACGGCAUCGUAUAUAACGCCUCUGUCAAUCGAUCCUAAGAAAACAGAAUAUACGUUUCCCCCUGGAAGUCAGUUCGAGGUUCAAUCUGUCGAUGAAACAAUUUUGAUGGGACGAAGCCUGUUGAUAUUCAAGCUUCAACCAAAAUUCCUUCCAAUAUAUCCAGUUUUGCCAGUGAGGAGCAGCGGAUUUGAUGAGAUACUACCAUGUCAAUUUGAAAAGGGCGACGUCGCUCGUCUGAUUGGGACGCACACUCCUUCUCUAGAGCCCCCACAUGCUCUCAACAGCACGGGAGGCCGACGAUGCGACUGUUUUGUUACAGACGCACUUUAA
This is a messenger RNA of Penicillium paradoxum, 1533 nucleotides long. RefSeq lists its product as uncharacterized. The record is from RefSeq and is a predicted model, not a curated record. The transcript is spliced from 2 exons. NCBI's taxonomy places the organism in Eukaryota, Fungi, Ascomycota, Eurotiomycetes, Eurotiales, Aspergillaceae. Bases 1 to 1533 code for a protein of 510 amino acids.